AUGGCGAGAGUUCUACUUUGGGUAGUGUGUGUUUCAGUGUGUUAUCAUGUAGAGGUGGGUUUGUGUAGUUUGAACGUUCCACCUCCUCUGCCAGUUUUGCCAGUGCCAAGUUCCAGUCAGGUGAAAUGGCAGCAGAGAGAAAUGAUCAUGUUUAUUCACUUUGGUAUUAAUACAUUCACCAAUAGUGAACGGGGAACGGGGAAAGAGAAUCCUGAGUUGUUCAAUCCCAAUGGGCUUGAUGCAAUUCAAUGGGCUACAGUGGCCAAGGAGGCCGGGUUUUCUCUCCUUAUUUUGACUGCCAAACACCAUGAUGGGUUUUGUCUCUGGCCUUCUGCGUAUACAAAUCAAUCAGUGAAAAGCAGCCUGUGGAAAGAUGGAAAAGGAGAUGUUGUGAAAGAUCUAUCAGAGGCUGUCAGGGCCCAAGGCCUGGAUUUAGGUCUGUAUUUGUCUCCCUGGGAUCGUUUUGAGCCUUUCUAUGGGAAUGAGCUGCAGUACAAUGAAUUCUAUUUGGGGCAGCUGCAGGAGCUCCUCACCAAGUAUGGCGCCAUAUCGGAGGUAUGGAUUGACAAAUUCAAAAAAGAUAACAUAACAAUGACAUACUUGUUCUCCAAGUGGGUUGCCAUUAUUAAAGAGUUACAGAUACAUGCAAACGUGGUCUCAAACGCAGGACCAGACGUCAGAUGGGUGGGAAACGAAAACGGUACAGCCGGAUUAACCUCUUGGUCCACCAUCAAUGGAUCUUCCUAUCCCUUCGACCAAGGUAGUAAGGGGUAUUUGAACAGUGGAGACCCAUAUGGAACUGAUUGGAUUCCUCCAGAAUGCGAUGUAUCCAUCAGGAAAGGCUGGUUUUGGCACUCAGAUCAGAAACCCAAAUCACUAAGCCAAUUGCUGGACAUCUACUACACUUCAGUGGGAAGAAACUGCGUCCUUUUGCUCAACAUUCCGCCAAACACAACUGGCCUUCUAUCUGAAGAAGACGCAGAAAGAGUAAUCGAAUUCAGCAAGGCUAUAAAAACCAUUUUUUCUAAGGAUCUGGCUGCUUCAGCUUCUGUCACAGCAAGCAGUGUGAGAGGGGAAACCUUCAGCCCUAGCAAUGUAUUGAACAAUGAUCUCUGGACUUAUUGGGCGCCCAAGGAUUUCAGGAGCAGCAAAAAAUCUCAUUGGAUAGAAUUGAAAGUCGAAGAGGUUGUUGAAUUUAACGUUGUAAGGAUUCAGGAGACCAUAGUACUGGGGCAAAGGGUGAUGGAAUAUGGAGUUUAUGUAUCAGGCGUUGAUGAGAAGAAAAUGAUGCUUGUGAGUAAUGGGACUACAAUUGGUUACAAGAAGCUUCAUAGACUCGAAAACCCUGUGAAAGCUAUCAGGGUUUUGCUAGUGAUUUGGAAGUACAAAGGGAAUGUGCCCAUCAUUUCUUCUUUUGGCCUGCAUUUUGACCCAGUUUACAAUGCAUCUAUCAAUAAAUAUUAG
Molecule: messenger RNA, 1464 nt
Organism: Cryptomeria japonica (Japanese cedar)
Lineage: Eukaryota; Viridiplantae; Streptophyta; Pinopsida; Cupressales; Cupressaceae
Product: alpha-L-fucosidase 1-like
Exons: 3
Coding region: 1-1464 (487 amino acids)
Biological process (GO): glycoside catabolic process; fucose metabolic process
Cellular component (GO): lysosome
Molecular function (GO): alpha-L-fucosidase activity
Source: RefSeq, a predicted model, not a curated record